This is a messenger RNA of Nematolebias whitei (Rio pearlfish), 512 nucleotides long. Its product is annotated as hemoglobin subunit beta. Gene Ontology annotation, biological process: hydrogen peroxide catabolic process; oxygen transport. Gene Ontology annotation, cellular component: hemoglobin complex; haptoglobin-hemoglobin complex; blood microparticle. The record is from RefSeq and is a predicted model, not a curated record. Bases 32 to 475 code for a protein of 147 amino acids. The transcript is spliced from 3 exons. Gene Ontology annotation, molecular function: heme binding; organic acid binding; oxygen carrier activity. Lineage: Eukaryota; Metazoa; Chordata; Actinopteri; Cyprinodontiformes; Rivulidae.
GGUACAGCAUCCUCUCACUGCAAACGCCAUCAUGGUGGAGUGGACGGACUUCGAGCGCGCCACCAUCAAGGACAUCUUCUCCAAGAUCGACGCUGGAGCUGUGGGCGCAGCAGCUAUCUCCAGGUGUCUGAUUGUGUACCCCUGGACUCAGAGGUAUUUCGGCAGCUUUGGGAACCUCUACAACGCAGCCGCCAUCACCUCCAACCCCAAAGUGGCGGCGCACGGGAAGGUGGUCAUGUCGGGUCUGGAAGCAGCUGUGAAGAACAUGGACGACAUCAAGAACACCUACAAAGACCUGAGCGUGCUGCACUCCGAGAAGCUGCACGUGGACCCCGACAACUUCAAGCUGCUGGCGGACUGCCUGAGCAUCGUGGUGGCAGCUCAGCUGGGGAGCGCGUUCACGGGAGACGUGCAGGCCGCCUUCCAGAAGUUCCUGGCUGUGGUGGUCUCCUCCCUGGGCAGGCAGUACCACUAGAGAGGGUCGUUUGAAAAAUAAAAGCUCUGCAGGCAGA